AUGUUUCGAGGGACAAACCCCGCCUCAGGGUAUUCUCCUAAGCCCGCCGCGGGUCGGGCUGAGGCGGGUGAGGACAGCCCUCCCCUCGAGAAGGGUGCGGGGCAGACGUUCAUUUUACGCGAAGUCUCUGGGUUUCGGCGGGAGGAGACGGGGAGAAGCCAGGAGGGGGCAGACAGGAGCGAAGGCCCCCCGGGCCCGCCCAGGCCCGCUGGCAGUUCCAGCCCGGGACCCGGGCAGCCCGCGAGGAGCACGGAACCCGCGCCAGGCGGUCCCCGAAUCCGCCCGCAGCCCGCGCGCCCAUCGGGAGGGACCGGCAGGCUCCGGGAGCGCCAGAAGCGAGCCGGCGCUGCGGACCGCGAGUCAACGCCCACCGCCGUCCGCAUCCCCACCGCCGCCUCCCGUCGCCAUAACAACCGGCCCCCGCCCGCCAACCCGCGCGGCCCGGUUACGCACCGGCCGCGGCCCCCCGGCGCGCAGGGAGAGCGCCCCCGCCCUCGGCGCCGGGGAUCCGGGCGGCCUCGCGCUCCCGCCCCCCCCCGCCGCUGCCGAACGCCACGCAGAGGCGCCCCCUCCCGCCGCCUGGGAGGAAAGCCCUCGUGCCCCCGGGACUUGACUGCAGAAUUAAAAGAGCACCCCAAGGGCCUGGAGCCCUCCCGCGCGCUCCCCGGCACCCUGCACCUGCCCGGGUCCCCUGCACCUGCCCUCUCCCGGGCUCCAGGGCGCGCGAGGCCGCCAGCCCACGGCGGUGCCCCGCGCCCGGGGCACGGCGCUCCCGGGGAGCAGGACAUCCCCGAAGGCGGCAGCGCGCCGGAGGCGGGGAGGAGCCCGGCGAGCGGCGGCGGCAGGAAGUCUGUGCCCGAGACGAGCAGAAAUAAGAGCCAGGGAGGGACCGCGGCGGCGGCGAGAGUGAAAGAGGAAACUGCAGAAGAGGAAGCUCUUGCCGCAGCACGAAGUGUCCUCCGGCUCCCGCGCCGAGCAUCCCCGCGCGCGCGCCCCAGACCUCCCGGACGGGCUCGCCGCCGCUCCCUGCGCCCCUGUCGCCGGGCGCCCCCUCCUCAGCGCGCCCACCCCGGCCCCACGCGCCGCGGCCGCGCCGCCUCGCCGCCCUCCGCACACGCCGCCCUCGUCUGCCAUGGCCCGGGAGAACGGCGAGAGCAGCUCCUCCUGGAAAAAGCAAGCUGA
Hyaena hyaena (striped hyena) is the source of this 1182-nucleotide messenger RNA. RefSeq names its product collagen alpha-1(III) chain-like. Bases 1 to 1182 code for a protein of 393 amino acids. The record is from RefSeq and is a predicted model, not a curated record. Lineage: Eukaryota; Metazoa; Chordata; Mammalia; Carnivora; Hyaenidae. The transcript has 3 exons.